This is a messenger RNA of Spinacia oleracea (spinach), 1684 nucleotides long. Its product is annotated as receptor-like protein 51. The record is from RefSeq and is a predicted model, not a curated record. Gene Ontology annotation, molecular function: protein binding. The transcript has a single exon. Lineage: Eukaryota; Viridiplantae; Streptophyta; Magnoliopsida; Caryophyllales; Amaranthaceae. The coding region runs from base 97 to 1380 and encodes 427 amino acids.
UCACAUAAAUUCCCUUCUCCAAAAAUCCAACUUUAUUUAUUCAAUUACCCCCAAAAUAAAACUCUCAAAAACUCAAUUUAUUUCUCAAUCUCUUCUAUGGAGAAAACACCAUUUCUCCUCCUCUUCUUCACCCUUCUCCUCCUUAACUCCCACCCAAUACACACCCUAUCUCCACCCAUUUCCCCCACUCAACCACCCUCUUCCGCCCCUUCAACCACCAUAUCCUCAACUCUUGACCCAAAACAACUAAGAGCUCUCCAAUCUCUCAACCUCCCCACCACCAAAGACCCAUGCUCAAACCACAAUGCCAUCCACUGCGACACCUCCAAACCCUUCCGCCACCUCCUCUCGCUCCGCCUCAUUAACUGCUCCGAUGACGUCUCCCUCUCCAUCACCGCCCUCAAAUCACUCUCCACACUCCAAGAUCUCCAGUUCAUCGACUGUCCGGCCGCCCCAGUCACAUUCCCUUCGGAACUCGCCUUGAAUAUAAAAACAUUCACUUGCAUUAACAGUCUGAGAAAACUCACCGGAGUUUGGCUGAGUAGAUUGGUGAAUGUCACAGAUCUUACUGUUAGUGAUGUCCCAAUAAAAGCCAGUGGCCCUGUCAUUAUACUAGCUCACCUCAAAAAGGUGAACAAAGUCGUCCUUUCUCGCAGCAAUCUCACCGGGAAUUUGCCUGGAAAAUCAUGGAAUUCAAACGUUUCGCAUAUUGAUUUAUCCGGAAACCAUCUUAAAGGAAAGAUACACAGCUCAAUGACUGAGCUAGAGAACUUGGUUUACCUCAAUUUAUCCUCAAAUCAGCUAACUGGUGAGUUGCCCACCUCCAUUGGUGACCUCAUUGAGCUUAGAAACCUCUCUGUUUCGUCGAAUUCGCUUUCUGGUCCGAUCCCGGAAUCUCUUGUAUCAAUACCCUCUUUGGUUUCACUUGAUCUGAGCUCAAAUCAAUUCAAUGGGAGUAUCCCCAAAUUCCUAGGUGAUAUGAAAGGUUUGAAAUAUUUGAAUCUCGAGAAGAAUAAUUUUCAAGGGAUAAUGCCCUUCAAUGCGUCAUUUAUUAAGAGAUUAGUGGUUUUUAGGAUUGGGGAUAAUGCCAAUUUGUGUUACAAUCGUACCACACUCUCUUCCAAGGUGAAGCUUGGUAUUUCUCCCUGUGAUAAGAAUGGUUUGCCAAUGUCGCCUCCAGCGAAGUCGAGUUCUGGCGAUGAUAGUGGUGGCGGCGACGACGAUGACGGUGACGAAGAUAGCACUUCUGAAGAUGCCACUAGCCAGAAGGGUGGUGGACACCACGGUCCUAAUAAGGUUGUUCUUGGUGUUGCUAUUGCUCUUUCUUCUAUUGUUUUCUUAAUUAUUUUCCUAAUCCUAUUAUCAAGGAAGUGUGCAUGAUAAUUUUAGAGAUUAAUUAGGUUUGUUAUUAUUAUUAUUUUAUUAUCAUUAUUAUUAGGUUAGAUUAAGUUAUUGAAAAAUUGUUAAUUUGAACAAAGAGAAAAAAGGGGUCUUUUUUUUUUGUUAUGUAGCAUUAUACAUUGCCAAUUUGCAAAGAGAAGAUUGGCAAAUUGUUGCAGGGGAGGUAGUUUUUUUAUUUUUCCUUUUCUUUUUUUUCCACAUUGGUGUGAUUAUUUUUAUUUUAUUUUUGUAUUAUUUUAUAUUAUUAUUAUUAUGAAAUUGCCAGCACAGAAUUGGUAGUAAA